AUGGCCGUCAGCCGUCGAUUAAUCUCCUCGAUCGUUCUCCCUGUUUUCGUCAGCCUCGUCGCGUCGCAAGCUUUGCUUCUCACCGCAGCCCACAGCGGCGAUGCGGCAGGUGACGCACUAGCGGGCGCGGGUGCAUAUGGUUCGCUACUACAUGCCACGGCCAGUAUACCGCGACGUUUCCUAGGCAGCAGCGGAGGCAGCAGUCCGCUCGCGAGCGUGCCGGUGCUCGCGGCGCUCGUGGCGGCGGCGGCGUGCCUCGCGCUCAUCGCGGGGAUCAUCUUGUGGAGCCUCUGCGCUCCGCGGAAGCCGCCAUGCGCGGAGAAGCACAAGGCGCAGAAGCUCGCGCUCCUGCCGGUGCUGCAAGCCACGUCGGAUUUCAACGCGUCGCUCAAGGUGGGCGCGGGGGAUUUCGGCGAGGCGUACGCGUGCGUGGGGCCCAAGGGGGAGGACUGGCUCGUCGUGCGCGGAACGUCCUCCGCCGAGAACGGCCGCGCGUUCCGCCGAGAGGUGGAUCGUCUAAACGACGUGUCCCACCCGGCCAUUUCGCAGCUGCUCGGGUGGUGUGACGACCGGCGGGAGCGGCUGUUGGUCUACGGCAUGCGGCAGGGCGUCACUCUCGCGGAGCGCCUGCGCCUGCAGCGCGAGGAGCGCGGGAUGGGGGAUGACGACGGCGGCGGGCGCGCGCUGACGUUUCUGGAGCGCCUGGACGUGGCGAUUGCUGUGGCGGAGGCAUUAGCGUACAUGCACCGCGACUGCCAGCCGCAGUUGUUACAUCGGGAGGUCUGCUCGAGCAAUGUACUGCUGUUGCCAGGGUCCCCUGCGGCCAUGCUAACGAGUGUAGGCCUAAUCAAGGGCCUCCCCUCCGCCCCAACGGCAAAGCGAGUGCGCAACAGCGCAGGGUACCUGGACCCGGACUACUUCCACUCUCUGCGCGCCACCGCCGCCACCGACGUCUAUUCCUUCGGGGUCGUGCUGCUAGAGCUGCUCACAGGGCAGCUCGCUGAAUCCCAUGACUCCAAAAAGGCCUCGCGUAAAUCGUAUAUUAAUAUCCAGUGGGCGGUGCGGCAUAUCAACGCGUCGGAUGUCUCGGCGGUUCUGGACCCUCGGAUGGACCACGGAGUUCCCGAGGCCGCGAUCAAGCGGUUCGCAGGCGUGGCGGUGCUGUGCGUGGCGCGGCACACGCGCAAGCGCCCCGAUUCCGCCUCCGUGCUGCGCUUCCUGAACGAGAUCCGUGCCGACUUGGCCCCGUCUCUCCUCUCCUCAGCUCUCUCCAUCUCCCGCUCCCCCUCCUCAGCCCCUUCGUCGACUCUUUCCGCGCUCUCUGCUGCUUCUGGCGCCAUGCCUAUCUCUGCCUCUAUCGGCGCCAUCCCCGGAAAGCCUGUCUCGAUAGUGGAUAUAGGCGAGGACGAAUACGCGGAAGACUCGCGGUUAGAAGUCGCACCGCUGUACGAGUCCCAGUUCUCGUACUACGACUUGGUGGAGGCGACCAAGAGAUUCAGCAAGAAGCGGUGGAUGCGGAGGAGCUACCUGGGGGAGGUGUAUCAGGGCACGCUGGGUGCGGGCAGCGAUGUGAUGGUGGUGCGGCACACGGGCAGUGGCGGCGAGGCUUGGGUCAACCAGUCUGUGGCUGGCGCCAAGGCGCUUGCUAAGGUGCACCAUCCGGACCUGGCGACGAUGCUGGGGUGCAGCAUCGGGCCGGACUACUGCGUACUGGUCUUCAACUACAUCCCCUUCCCCUCGCUCUCGCACCUCCUGCACACUGAUGGUGAGUCCAAUGCGUUCCCACUAUGA
Molecule: messenger RNA, 1791 nt
Organism: Closterium sp. Yama58-4
Lineage: Eukaryota; Viridiplantae; Streptophyta; Zygnematophyceae; Desmidiales; Closteriaceae
Source: the annotation of a GenBank genome assembly